GUCUAUCUCAGACAUGGGAAGUGAGCACUACUGCCUGAGGUGGAACAAUCAUCAGAGCAACCUGCUGGGCGUCUUCAGCCAACUGCUCCGGGACGAAAGCCUCGUUGACGUCACACUGGCCUGCUCGGAAGGCCACUCGAUCCGUGCUCACAAGGUAGUACUGUCGGCCUGCAGCUCAUAUUUUCAAAAUCUCUUCGUUGACCACCCGAGCCGACACCCAAUCGUAAUAUUGAAAGACGUGCGUUUCGCCGAAUUACGCACCCUCGUCGAUUUCAUGUACAAGGGCGAGGUGAACGUUGAGUACUGUCAGCUAUCGGCGCUGCUCAAAACGGCCGAAAGCCUCAAAGUUAAGGGGCUCGCCGAAAUGACCAAUUUAGGCCCAAAUAGGGAUUAUGACAAGGGCGGCGUCCCGGAGCCUGAACAGCUCGAACCGACCGAGCUCGUCAACAAACGGGUGAUGAUGACGGAAGAAUCGUCGUCUUCCAGCCGACCAGACAGACCAGACAGGUCUGAGAGGAUUGAUAGGAUCGAAAGGUUGGAUAGGAUGGAAAGGAUUGAAAGGAUCUCGGAACGAAUGGAAAGGAUCUCCGAUCGGUUGGAAAGCAGCAACAGGGAGCAACAGAUUCAAACGCCUCCUGCAAAAAUCCCCAAGAACAGCAGCCCUGAAAGGCCCGAAAGUGUUGAAGGUGACAGAUCUGAAUCUCCCGCUGAAGAGUGCAGGCCGAGUGAUAUGAGUAUGCAUAAUAAUGGAAAUAAUGUGAGCUGUACGACCACCUCUGCAACUGUUGGAACACCUUGUAACAGGAUACCGUCUCCAAUUAACAGCGAACCGUUACCCGGUCCUUCUAAUUUACCGCCAGUCCAACAAGUGCCUCUC
Molecule: messenger RNA, 877 nt
Organism: Onthophagus taurus
Lineage: Eukaryota; Metazoa; Arthropoda; Insecta; Coleoptera; Scarabaeidae
Source: RefSeq, a predicted model, not a curated record